This is a messenger RNA of Nezara viridula (southern green stink bug), 2901 nucleotides long. Lineage: Eukaryota; Metazoa; Arthropoda; Insecta; Hemiptera; Pentatomidae. The record is from the annotation of a GenBank genome assembly.
AAUCAAUACGUCUGACUUCUGCAGAAAUGGGUUGAAAGUCUUAGUUCUUUGAUAUUUAUGAUUGAUGGGUGAAAUGUUUCUUAUAUAAGGGAACAAUAAAGUUCUAUUUAUAGAAACAUGGAGAACCAUUCCAAUCUUUUGGGCUUGAGACUUGGCUUGAAUUCUCGGCCUUCGAAAAUGCCUCUUAAAAAACAAGGAAUUCAUCGAGAUUGUCCCUUUUCUGACACAAGUGCAUCUGGCCCUAAAAUUUAUGCAUUCUGGGCAUUGGUUGUUGUACUUUGUAUAUUAGCUUGGGGAAACAUGAUAUUAACAAUUGUCAUAUUUCGUGUUUUACAUCUUGGUCAAGGAAUGGAAAGCAUGGAAUUUAUCCCAGAUCAUGGUAUAAUAAAAUUUUAUGGUGAAGCAAUUUUUGAAAAACUUUACAAACCAGAUGGCCAAAUAAAAGGUUUUGACAAUUCACCUUUUGAGAUAACUGGAAGAAAGGGUGCUGUUAUCUUUGAAGUUGAAGACAAUAAAGGAAAAAUCAAGAAUACAUUUAAAAUAGAACAAAAUGGAACACAUGUGAGAGGAGUGAAAUCUUUUAAUGUUGGAGAAUCUUUUUCUACUAAUUCUCCCAAUAUAGCUGGUGCAUCAAAAAAUCUUGAAGCAAAAUUGGUGAGUACAGGGCAUAUUACAAGUUCGUUGGAUGAAAAAUUGGUACUAAGAUCAGAUAUGUACACCAGACUAAGCGGAAGUGAAGGUACUAACAUAGAAGGUAAAGAAAUAUUUUGGACUGCUGAUCAACAAGUUUAUUUGAAAAGCAUUAACGGAAGUAUUAUGUUAAGUGGAAAGGAAGGAGUCAGUAUUGAUGUUACUAAAAUUCCUAUUGUCAGGAGUCGAUCAACCUUCUUAACUACCCAGUAUAAGGUUUGUGUUUGUAUGCCUCAGGGUAAGUUAUUUCGGGUCCCUGUUUCAAAAGACUUUAGUUCACAUGCUGCCUGUUACAAUAUUGAUGUUUCACCUCAAUUUGAUCCCUGCAUGUAAUGUUUUUGGCAUAGGUCUUUUUUUUUUUUAAUUUUUAAACUUAUUUUAUUUGUUUUAAUUUAAUCCAAGUAAAACUAAAAUGGACUUUUUUAAAACCCUGAAACAUGAAUAAUUGGUUAUUUAUUUACCAUAUGCUGGUCAGCUGUAGUCUACCCAUCGUCUGUAGGGAAUUUUUAUUUAUUUUAAAGUUUUCAUUGUAUUUAUAAAAAUACUAAAUAAAUGAAAAUUUGCAUGUAUAAUUAUUGAAAUGCGCAAGAACUUCAGGUUUUUAUUUGAUAUCAAAGAAAGCCAAAUAUUAUUGAAAGGAUUAAUAAAGUUUAGUGAAACAAAUAUCUGAUUAAUUUAAACUUAAAAGUUAAUUAUCUUGAAUCAUUGUAAAAAAAAUUACGUUUUAUUCCUUAUUUUACUUUUAUUACAUUUUUUAUCGAUACAUUUACCUAAAGGUAGUAUCCGUAAUAUUAUGAGACUUCAAAGUGGCUUGUGAAGUCCUUUGGGGACCUGGUUUAGAGCAUGUCUCUAGUUUGGAAGAAAACCUGCACGGCUUAUAAAUUGAAUUGAAUUGAAACGUAGUCAUAAUAAUUUUAUGGCAGUUUAUGAUUAUGCAAAAGUGAAAAAUUGUCAAUUUUAAGUUGUGCCAUAUUUCUUCCAAGACUGUAUGAAUACGAGUAAUAAAAGACAUGACAUUUGACCUAACAGUUUAUUCAACUCUUACAUUUCUCAUUUUAAAGGAAUUUAUUUUGUAAAUGGUAUCUUUCUGUAAUUUUUGCUUUUUACAAGAUUUUUUUGUUUUUUUUAUUAAAGAUGAAUCUAAGUUGGGAUUGUAGUUAUUAAGAAUUUCACUGCCAUUAGUUAAGGAAAUUAAUUAAGUUUUUAUAGUAAAAAUUAUUGCUGGUAGUCAAGAUAAAGUUAUUAAAUUACUAAGUAAGAUAAAAUUUAUUUUUAAAAUAAAGCAUAAUGGAAGAUUUUGUAGAAUCAAAUACACAAAAAAAUGUUAGUAACCGGUUUCAAUUGAUUAGAAAUAAUUAUUAACAAUACAUGUUCUAUCUGUCUCAUUCUUUCUUCAGUAAAUUCUUAUUUAUUUUAUGCUCUUGAAGAUCUGUAACUGUUAAAUAUGUGCACCUGCAUUUUGUCAUUCCUUGAAUGUACAGUUGCGGAAGAUAGUUAACUGGAGGAAUGUAUUUAUCCAAUUGAGUUAACUAUAUGAAUAUUUCAAGUCCAAGCUCAAUAAUUCCCACCUCUUUAUAUAUCAUUAUAUUCACUUAAAAAGUAUUCAAAAUUAUGAAGAUAAUAACAUAUUAUGUUGUUUAUGAUAAUUUUCAUUUGAGCUGAACAUUAUUAGAUUGUUAAUAAAUGUUGAUAUGGAUAGAUUAAACAGAAAACGGGUUAAAUGGCAACUGAUGACCCUGGAUACCAAAGGUGUUCCAAGUUAACAUAUCUAAACAUUAGAUUUUACGAAUGACAGAAAAGCCCCAAAAUAUCCUCCAUAAAAUAAUUAAACAAAGUUUUAAAUCUAUGGCCUCUUUAAGUUGAAACCUGUUUUCUUAAAGUGUCCAGAAAUGGGUACCACUUCGCAUCACUUCUCAUCUUGAACUGCCCCUGAAUAUUGAAAAGCCUUUUCCUAACUUCCAGCAGUAAUUUAUACUUUUUUAUAUUUAUAAGAUUAGUUUUAAGAUUUACUAUUUUAGAGCUUAGCUUUUAAGUGAAAUCCAUUGACUUGCAUAAAUAUACAUUAUCUUAUAAUUGGAAUGUGGAGAUUGCUUUGUUAAAGAAGACUUAUUUGUUUACACAUUUUUUAAUUAUUUGUUAUAGAAUUAUUUUUCUUUAUGUUUGAAUUAUAAACAUAAUAAAUUUACAGAACAUAAAUUAUGUUCAUAUUUA